AUGAGCUGGACUCCCCUCUUCCUCCUCCUCCUCCUCCUCGCUCUCUGCCCAGGGUCCAGGUCUCAGGCUGUGGUCACUCAGGAGCCCUCAGUGAGCGUGUCCCCAGGCCAGACGGUCACUCUCACCUGCAGCACUAACAGUGGAGAAGUCACCGGCAGUCACUACCCAUACUGGGUCCAGGAGAAGCCUGGCCAGGCCCCCAGGACACUCAUUUAUGACACAAACAACAAGCUCCCCUGGACCCCGGCCCGGUUCUCAGGCGCCAUCCAAGGGGGCAGAGCCGCCCUGACCCUGGCAGGGGCGCAGCCUGAGGACGAGGCCGAGUACCACUGUGCUCUGGCCUACAGCAGGCAUUCCCACGGUGCCAGGUGCAGGGGGGAAGUGA
Pipistrellus nathusii (Nathusius's pipistrelle) is the source of this 385-nucleotide messenger RNA. The record is from the annotation of a GenBank genome assembly. Lineage: Eukaryota; Metazoa; Chordata; Mammalia; Chiroptera; Vespertilionidae.